This is a messenger RNA of Talaromyces atroroseus, 1968 nucleotides long. RefSeq lists its product as hypothetical. The transcript is spliced from 2 exons. Gene Ontology annotation, cellular component: nucleus. Lineage: Eukaryota; Fungi; Ascomycota; Eurotiomycetes; Eurotiales; Trichocomaceae. Gene Ontology annotation, molecular function: DNA-binding transcription factor activity, RNA polymerase II-specific; transcription cis-regulatory region binding; zinc ion binding. Bases 1 to 1968 code for a protein of 655 amino acids. The record is from RefSeq and is a predicted model, not a curated record. Gene Ontology annotation, biological process: positive regulation of transcription by RNA polymerase II.
AUGGUUGAACGUAAUCCCACCCAUCGACAGGCUCGCCGCUCCAGAUCCGGCUGUAACACCUGCAGAGCGAAAAAGGUCAAAUGCGAUGAACUGCACCCAGCUUGUGGGAGAUGCACCAGGCUGCAUUUAGGAUGUGAAUGGCCGGCUGGUGGGCCGCCCCUACGCGAGAGACGUCGACUGCAGCGCGUCUGGAGAUGGCGUGAGGGUUUUCAGCCCGCUACCAUCUUGCCCAAGGAUGAUGCAUCGCUGAGCAGUAACAGCUCUGCCAAUAGUCUAGAUGGCUUAAAUCUUACUUCUGAUUCUACCGGAAGUGCUCCAGAGCCCAAGGGCCCUCCUGUCUUUGACUUUGGCUCGCCUGGCUUUCCCGAAGCCCUGUCUUCCGACCCCGACUUCAACUUUUCCUCAGACAACAACAACAACAACAACGACCUUGAUUUCAAUCAAAAUGACAAUAAGAAUUAUAAUGAAAACAUACUGCCGGACUGGCAGGAUCUCAUCACUACAUAUCCCUCAAUCUUUUUCCCAGAUUUGUCCGCGUCUUCGGUCUUGUCAGGUUACAACAUGUCUCUUCCAUGUUCAAUUGUGAUGACCAAAAACGAACAUCAGGCCUUGGAUCAUUACUCGACAACAUAUUCGACGUCAUUUACACUGAAGCAUCCAAAAUGGUCAACGCUUAGCAUGAUCAAAAACAUCGCAUGGGCAGAGCCAAUGAUCAUGCAUCUUUUAAUGGCCGUAUCACUCAAAGACCUCUGCUGGCGCCGUGAAAACGAAAAUCUACGCCGAAGUGCAGAAUUGCAUUAUCAGCAUGGCACAAAGCUCCUUGCCGACGAAAUGGCCAAUCAGGCAGUAGCUACAAAACAUGUGUCGAUCCUCAUUUCAUUCUGGUUUCUGUACUUGUACAAAACACAAUCGACUAAUGUCGAUGUGGGUUUCUUAAAGAAGCUCAGUGCAUGCGCUCUCGAUCAUGUUCAACGAUACAAGCUCGAUUCUGUCUGUGAUAUACCAACCCCUCUCUCUCAAGGCAACCCUGAACAAGAAGCAGGUCCUCAGCUUCUUUCGGCCAAGGAAGGGAGCUUGAUUGCACUGAUGUUGAUAUGUCUGUAUUAUCAAGACAUCAAAUACGGCUUCUACCAUUGUGGAGGGAAAUUGGCGAAGUACUUAAAUACAAAUAAGCAGCGAUUGGCACAAGUCUAUGACUUAGGCAAAUAUGCUCCCGUACUAAAUUGGGCGGAAGAGUACCCCGUGCAGGAGCUGGUCGACGAUACGCAAAAUUAUGCUAUUCUGAAACUCAACAAUGAAUUGAGCAUAUUGUUGGAAGAUAUGAACAAAGAAUUUGUGUUUACUCGCCACGACCCAGCACGAGAUGCCAUGUUCUCCAGCGAACUGGAUUCUAUCAAAAUUCGCUUUGCCCCGGUCUUUGCACUAGUUAAUAACGAUCAGCCAUCGAUCUCGUCUUCGUCUUCAGCUUCAUUUUCAUCUUCAUUAUCCCCACAGAGUCGAACAUGUAUUAAUGCCGACCUCAGCGUGGCGUUUUAUCACGGCGUUCGUAUAUAUCUCUUUCGCAGUACACUGCAGUCCCUUGAUGUGCCAACGCCUCCGGCCGUGCAGGAAUCUGUUGAUAUGAUCUUGUCUAUUGCACUCAGACUGUUCAAUUCUGGUGGAAGCUUUUCUUCCUUGGGUCUAGGUAGAGAAGAUGCUUUAUUCCAUCGCAUUGAAUGGCCAUUGUUCAUUGCCGGAGUGGAAUCGAAGGAUAUAAUCCACCAGGACUGGAUUCGGCAAAAGAUGGGCGAGAGAAAUACCAAAGUGGCAUUAGAGCGGGUUUUGCAAGAGCAACAGCUUACGAGAUUAAGAGUUGGAGUGGAGUUUAUGAGACAAGUGUUUUGUGAAGAUGAUCGGUUUCGCCGCUCCUCUGCUCCUGGCGGACAAAGAAAACUUCAUGCUAGUGAUGAUGUUUUCCAGCCAUAUUGA